Messenger RNA from Nannospalax galili (Upper Galilee mountains blind mole rat), 3773 nucleotides. RefSeq names its product protein arginine methyltransferase 7 (gene Prmt7). NCBI's taxonomy places the organism in Eukaryota, Metazoa, Chordata, Mammalia, Rodentia, Spalacidae. Bases 221 to 2224 code for a protein of 667 amino acids. The transcript has 17 exons. Gene Ontology annotation, molecular function: protein-arginine omega-N monomethyltransferase activity. Gene Ontology annotation, biological process: peptidyl-arginine methylation. The record is from RefSeq and is a predicted model, not a curated record.
CCUCCCAGUUCCGCCCAGAGCCGCGCCGGCGUGGCACAGUACGCCUGCGCGCUGAGCUCCCCCCCCACCCCCCGCCCCCCAACGCUGGCUGCGGCAAGAUGGCUGCGGCCCUGGCGCCGAGUGGAGCUGUUCCGUAGCGGAUUUCUGACAUCCAAAUCUGUCUGAAAGAAGCUGUCAAAGGCUACGUUUCUCUCCAAUUGUUGAGGAGCUAGUUGACACCAUGAAGGUCUUCUGUAGCCGGGCCAAUCCAACCACCGGAUCUGUGGAGUGGCUAGAAGAAGAUGAACAUUAUGAUUACCAUCAGGAGAUUGCCAGGUCAUCCUAUGCUGAUAUGCUACAUGAUAAGGACAGAAAUAUAAAAUAUUACCAGGGUAUCCGGGCUGCUGUGAGCAGAGUGAAAGACAGGGGCCAUAAGGCCUUGGUUCUUGACAUUGGCACUGGCACAGGACUCUUGUCAAUGAUGGCAUUGACUGCAGGUGCUGACUUCUGCUAUGCUAUUGAGGUUUUUAAGCCUAUGGCUGAAGCUGCUGUAAAGAUAGUGGAGAAAAAUGGAUUCAGUGAUAAGAUUAAAGUUAUCAACAAGCAUUCCACUGAGGUGACGAUUGGACCAGAUGGUGACAUGCCAUGCCGAGCCAACAUCCUGAUCACAGAGCUGUUUGACACAGAACUAAUUGGCGAGGGAGCACUGCCCUCUUAUGAGCAUGCUCACAGGCAUCUUGUGCAGGAAAAUUGUGAAGCAGUACCUCACAGAGCUACUGUCUAUGCCCAGCUGGUGGAGUCCAGAAGGAUGUGGUCAUGGAACAAGCUGUUUCCUGUCCAUGUUAAAACUAGCCUUGGAGAGCAGGUCAUCGUCCCUCCCUUGGAAUUGGAGAAGUGCCCUGGUGCGCCCUCUGUCUGUGACAUUCAGCUGAACCAGGUGUCAUCUGCUGACUUCUCUGUCCUCAGUGAAGUGCUCCCUAUGUUCAGUGUGGACUUCAGCAAGCAAGUCAGUAGCUCGGCAGCCUGCCAUAGUAGGCAGUUUGAACCUCUGGCAUCUGGCCAAGCUCAGGUGGUUCUCUCCUGGUGGGACAUUGAAAUGGACCCCGAGGGGAAGAUCAGGUGCACCAUGGCACCCUUUUGGGCACAGUCAGACCCAAAGGAACUCCAGUGGCGGGACCACUGGAUGCAGUGUGUAUACUUCCUGCCACAGGAGGAGACUGUUGUACGAGGCUCGGCCUGCUGCCUGGUAGCUCACCACGAUGACUACUGUGUGUGGUACAGCCUUCAGAGUACCAGCCCUGAUGAGAAUGGAAGAGUCCACCAAAUGCGACCUGUAUGUGACUGCCAGGCUCACCUGCUCUGGAACCGGCCUCGGUUUGGAGAGAUCAAUGAUCAGGACAGAACUGAUCAGUAUGCCCAAGCCUUGAGGACUGUGAUGACACCAGGCAGCAUCUGCCUUUGUGUCAGUGAUGGAAGUCUGCUCUCAGUGCUGGCCCAUCAUCUUGGGGCUGAGCAGGUGUUUACAAUUGAGAGUUCAGCAGCUUCCCAUAAAUUGAUGAAAAGGAUCUUCAACGCUAACCACUUGGAAGAUAAAAUCAAUAUCAUCAAGAAACGUCCGGAGUUGCUAACAUCUGCAGAUCUAGAGGGUAAGAAGGUCUCUCUCCUCGUGGGUGAGCCCUUCUUCACCACCAGCCUGCUGCCAUGGCAUAACUUGUACUUCUGGUAUGUCCGUACCACUCUGGAUCAGCACCUGGGACCUGGUGCCGUGGUGAUGCCCCAGGCUGCCUCACUGCAUGCUGUGAUCGUGGAGUUCAGGCGGGCUCUAGAUUUCCAAGAGAGCAAGGAGGCAGAGCCCCAUCCACUGUGGGAGUACCCCUGCCGCAGCCUCUCUGAGCCCCAACAGAUCCUGACCUUUGAUUUUCAGCAGCCGGUCCCUCAGCAGCCCAUGUGUGCUGAGGGCUCUAUGAAGCUUAGGAGACCUGGAAGGAGCCAUGGGGCUGUCUUAUGGAUGGAAUACCACCUGACACCAGACAGCACGGUCAGCACCGGCCUCCUGAACCCUGCAGAAGACAAGGGGGAUUGCUGCUGGAACCCCCACUGCAAGCAGGCUGUGUACUUCCUAAGCACCACAUUGGAUCCCAGAGUGCCCCUGGAUGCCCCUCAGUCAGUCAGCUAUGCUGUGGAGUUUCACCCCCAUACUGGAGACGUCACCAUGGAGUUCAGGCUUGCAGACACCCUGGACUGAUCCUCCCUUGUUGAAAAAUAAAGUGGCUGGCAGGCUGAGGGCUCUGAAUGGCUUAUGGCUCACUGGGGAAAGAAGGCCAAGGCAUUCAUUUCUGAUAUGUACCUGCUUGGCAGCCACACAGAGGAGGCCUAUUCCAUCUUUGCAUCUUUACAGUGUUGGCUCCCAACAGCAGGUGUGGCAGGCAGCAUGGGUGGUGACUGAUUUUGAGCUGUGGAGGGACCAGGGAGAACCGUUGUGUUUCUGAGAGUUCAGAAAGCUCUGGGGGCAGUAAUGGCUCUUUUCCUACUUGGAGGAGAACUGAAGCACAAACCCCUAGCUGGGGUGGGAAUAGGACUGCCCAUUUAGCUAGAUAGGUAGCUGGUAGAGCCUACCUGGUCUGUCUGCUUUCCGGGAACUUCCAGGUCCCUUCUCACCCAGAAUAACCUCCUGGGGAAUUCCCUAGGGCUUGAUGACCCUGAUGGGACUAAGCUGGCCCUUUUCACUGCUAAGUAGCAUUACUAAGCCACACUAUUUAAACAUUUGGGCAUCUGGCCUUAUUGCACACCAGCAGGACACCAGGGAUGCCAGGUCUGCUCAGAAGCCCAGGGAAGAGGCCAUCUCCAGGUAGUUCCCUGGGGAACCAGCAGAGUAUCCUUUUUAUAUAUGUCCCCUCGUGUGUCAAAAGGUCCCUGCUAUGGAUUGCCCCAUUCCUGCUACAGCAAGAGCAGCAGAUUCCCCAGCCACAGCCUUGUUGUAUCCCCGUGCUCGUCCUCCCCACUCCCUGUCCACACUCAUUUGCCACUGGCCUCAAGUUCUCAAGGAAUUUGGGAGGUAUCCAGUAGGAGAACUCAGCCCAGCUUUCUGGCAGUUCAGGGCAGACAUGGGCUGUGCCCCCAUAAUUAUCCCCCAGCCCCUAGGCUGCCUAUCACUCAGCGCUGGAAUCAGCAGCUUCCGGAGUUUGUCACUCAAAAUAAGUACAGAAUGCCAGCCUUGAGCCUCACAGUUUUAUUUCCUCCUCAUUCUCCCAUCCUUCCUUUCAGCACCAUAAAGGAAAAGUCCACCUCUCUUUUCAACAUUUUUUUUUUUAUCAGAUGUGAAGAUUGUUUUUCUUCUAGGGAAGAAUCAUCUGGAUAUAUUUUUGAUGUUUUACCAAAACCUUAGGUGUCUUACCAUAUAAAAACCCCUUAUGUCCCAUGAGGAUACAAUACAGAAAAAAAAAAUACAGAAAUUAAAAAAGUGUUUCUUUUUCUUUUUUUAAAACAGUAUUUCUAAAUUUCAGCAAGUUAAUACAAUAGUUAAAAAGCAUCAAGGUUAAUAUUCAUACUUAAAACUCAAGGUUGUUUUGGACAGAUGAAGAUGAAUGUUCUUUCCUAAGCUAACACAGCUAGCUACCCAGGGCUUACCUUGAAGGGGCCCCAGGCAGGCAGAGUCUUGGUUUGGGAUCUGGACGAUCCCUAUGACUGCCCCCUCCCAGGCCCUAGAUGCCACAGAAUCUGAAAUCCUGGCAGUGUUAUCUUUCUUUUUUUUUUUUUUUGGCUUUUUGAGACAGGGUCUCCCUGUAGCCCCAGCU